Molecule: messenger RNA, 252 nt
Organism: Blepharisma stoltei
Lineage: Eukaryota; Ciliophora; Heterotrichea; Heterotrichida; Blepharismidae
Source: the annotation of a GenBank genome assembly
AUGGGGUUCUUAACUAAAUUUAUUCUUAGCAGAGUGGUAAACGGAUUCUAUGGAAGCACGAAAAAAGGCCUCUCAUCUUUAUAUGAUCCAAACAAUGGCAUGUGGAUCGCAGGAGCAUUGUCAAAACUUCGUGAGUCAAAGUUCAAGGCAGAUCAAGACGCUCAAAAGAAAUUCACUGACUCUCUCUAUGAUCAAAGCAUGAAAGAAGUCUUCAAGCAAGCUGUGCCAAAAUUGGAGCAACAGCAUAAAUAA